GCCAAAAACACAAAGUAAGAGGUGAUAUUAAUGUUCUUUUGUGUGGAGAUCCUGGAACUGCAAAAUCUCAGUUUUUGAAAUAUAUUGAGAAAAUUGCACCUCGGGCAGUUUUUACAACUGGUCAAGGAGCAUCAGCUGUUGGUUUAACUGCAUAUGUCCAAAAAAGUCCAGUAACAAGAGAAUGGACAUUAGAAGCUGGAGCACUUGUAUUGGCUGAUCGAGGUGUUUGUCUAAUAGAUGAGUUUGACAAGAUGAAUGAUCAAGAUCGCACUAGUAUUCAUGAAGCCAUGGAACAACAGACAAUUUCCAUUUCCAAAGCAGGAAUCGUGACUUCACUUCAAGCUCGAUGUGCUGUUAUUGCUGCAGCUAAUCCAAUUGGUGGGCGAUAUGAUUCAUCCCUUACUUUUUCUGAAAAUGUAGACCUUACUGAGCCCAUUCUCUCAAGAUUUGAUGUUCUGUGUGUUGUUAGAGACCAAGUGGACCCUGUGCAGGAUGAGCACUUGGCUAGGUUUGUGGUUCAAAGCCACAUUCGCCAUCAUCCAACAAACCCAUUAGAAGAAGGAGCUGAAAUUACUGAAGCAGAAGCACCUGGUUUGAGUGGGGUUGAAAAAAUACCCCAAGACUUAUUGAGGAAGUACAUCAUUUACAGUAGGGAAAAAGUUCAUCCUAAACUUCACCAAAUGGAUCAAGAUAAAAUAGCCAAAAUGUAUAGUGAACUACGAAGAGAGUCCAUGACCACUGGCAGUGUACCAAUCACUGUGCGUCACAUUGAGUCAGUGAUUAGGAUGGCUGAGGCACAUGCCAGGAUGCACCUUAGGGACUACGUUCAUGAAGAUGAUGUGAAUAUGGCUAUCAGAGUUAUGCUGGAGAGUUUUAUUGACACCCAGAAAUACAGUGUCAUGAGAAACAUGAGAAAGACUUUUUCCAGGUACUUAUCAUAUAGAAAAGGCAACAACGAACUGUUGCUUUUUAUUCUUAAACAGCUGGUGCAUGAACAAGUGGCUUUCUUACGUAGUCGAUAUGGCACAGAUGUUGAUGUUGUAGAAAUUUCAGAGAAGGACCUAGGUGACAAAGCAAGACAAAUUAAUAUCCACAAUCUGCGACCCUUCUUUGAAAGUGACAUUUUUCAAGCCCACAAUUUUACACAUGAUCCUAAGAGAAAACUAAUUAUUCAGACUUUUUAAUAUUGAAGAAGAAGCCAUUCAAAGAUAGCAUUGUGAAAUAAUGUUGCUCUGUAAACUUUUGUAUUUAUCAAAACAAUUUUGUAUGUACUGUUUUACUUGCAUUACUAAAACAUGAAAAUUUGUUUGAAAUGUAAGGAAUAAAAAUUAAAUUCUUGUAAGAAUUUUUGGUUCAAUGUGGUAAGUUUCUGGUUUUAAGAAAUUAAUCCUUUGAGCUGUCAAUAAAUGAAUCUCAUUUUACUUUGCAUGGAUACUGUGAAAGACAUUAAAAAAAAAAUUAGGAACUUAAAUUCUUAAAUCUGCUAUUAGAGAUACUUUCAUAUUUAGUUCAUGGUCUCAAAAAACAACCAUGCUUUAUUAUUGGUUAGAUAGUAUGUCUGUUAGAAAAAUUAUUUAGUUGGUACACUUAGUUAUCUUUGAAAUACAUUUUGACCAUCAUUUAUAUGUGUUUAAUUGGUUAUUGUUUUAUUAUAUCUGUUUCCCUGGUUUUAUAGAUUUCUUGUCAGUCAUGUAACAAUAAUGUAUCUGUUACAAAUGCCUGUCUAUAAUAAGAAACUUUGUCAAUCUACCCACCUAGUAUCCAGCUAAUCAGUAAAUUUUGUAUCCCAGGUUUUACAAAAUCCAAGCAUAUUCAAAAUAUCUUCAAAAGUCGCCUUGCAAAAGUUUUGAGCUAUCAACCAAAAUCAUUCCAUAAAAUGUACAAAAUCCUAAAGUGAAAAUCAAGUUGUAUAGCUACACAUACAUGUUAGGUUUUGUUUGUUUUUUUGCAGUUGUAUUACAUGUUUAGCCAGCUGUUUGUUAGUUAAUGAAGCGUGUCUCUCACAUCUGUAGGUCUCAUGUACACAUAGUCCAUUCAGUGUGGUGCUUUGUAGUUCAUCCUGUGUUGUUCUGUGACAUUACUGUUCAGUUAACACAAAGAUGUAAUAUUUUGUUGAAGUUACACCAGUCCAUAUUUUAAUACAGAUUGUUAUCUAUAUAAAUAUAAUAUGUCUGUUGUAUGUCCAUGUAACUUCUUUGCAGGGUGUGGAUGGAUCUUCACCAGAUAUGGGCAGAGUUUCAUUUUGUCCAUGGGGAGAUACAUAUAAAUUUUCAGUUUUGCAUUUUGCGGUUUCACUGGUGUUUUCACGUUUUCUACCACUACUUUGUCCCCCUGUUGAUGGAUCUUCACCAAAUUUGGCAUGAAGUUGUGUUGGAUCCAUGCAGAGAUUCAUGCAAAUUUGUGCUUUCACAUUUUUUGUUUUGCAUUUUGUGUGGGCAUUUUUGUGUUAUUUAAAAUUACACAUCAGGGAAGAAACUUUUUAUGUCCUAAGAUACCCAACCUUUCAUUAAUCAUGAAUUUGCAUAAGUUCAUUUAACUUGAGCCCCCCAGUGGCACAGCGGUAUGUCUACGGACUUACAACGCUAAAAGCCGGGUUUCGAUACCCGUGGUGGGCAGAGCACAGAUAGCCCUUGUGUAGCUUUGUGCAUAAUUAAAAACAAUCAUUUAACUUGAGAACAAGUCUAAAGUAAAGAAGUAAACGUUGUGUUGUGCAGAUAUCACACAUUCCAUAUAAUAACAAAAUACUUUCAUUUUUCAAAUAUUGCUAAUUCAGAAUAAUAAAAAAACGUUUUGCCUAAAUAGGCUAAAAUUAACCCCAAGUGUUAUUCUGUAUGGCAGGACUCAGUAGAAGGUAGUGUAUAUUAUUUCUUGGAGAAAUUGUAUUGUAACCAACACCACCUUUUGAACAAGGAUAUUUUAUGUGUUUCACAUUGGGUUUUAUAACUUUAUAAGUUUUAUAACUUUAUUAUGAAUUUGUAAGCUCUAUAGAGCCCCAUUUCAACUUUCAAAGAGCUAAAAUGUAUCUGUUAAAUGCUAUAUCAUUGUCUUUUUGUUUGUUAGAAAUACAUAGUUACCUUUGA
Molecule: messenger RNA, 3080 nt
Organism: Limulus polyphemus (Atlantic horseshoe crab)
Lineage: Eukaryota; Metazoa; Arthropoda; Merostomata; Xiphosura; Limulidae
Product: DNA replication licensing factor mcm2-like
Biological process (GO): double-strand break repair via break-induced replication; mitotic DNA replication initiation; DNA replication
Cellular component (GO): nucleus; MCM complex
Molecular function (GO): ATP binding; single-stranded DNA binding; 3'-5' DNA helicase activity
Source: RefSeq, a predicted model, not a curated record